AUGAGGUCUGAGUCCGGUUCCAGGAAGUUCGGUGGCAUUCUACACCCUUUACACUUGAGCAUGUGCAUGCAGAAUGGCAGUAUUCCAUGGGCAUUAGUAUCUUUCACGCAACAUAGCCACUUCUAUUACUUCAAGCAAUGUGUCAAGCCAGGAUAA
Messenger RNA from Aspergillus niger, 156 nucleotides. RefSeq lists its product as uncharacterized. Bases 1 to 156 code for a protein of 51 amino acids. The transcript has 3 exons. NCBI's taxonomy places the organism in Eukaryota, Fungi, Ascomycota, Eurotiomycetes, Eurotiales, Aspergillaceae. The record is from RefSeq and is a predicted model, not a curated record.